AUGUCGAACCUGACUAUUUGCAACAACGCACGUGAUGGCAAAUUUAACGAGGUCGUAGAUGCCUUUCGUAAGGACCCGUCAGUAAUCGCUUCUAAGGAUUCUGUACGUUUACGAAUUAUUGCUUUAACUUGCGUAAUUACAAAAUCGUUGGAAUAUAUUCCUUGUAUUCCUAUAUCAAAUGCGUCGCGACUUCUGUUUCUGUUUACUUUACCUUAUUAUCCUUUCGAUUUUAUGAUAAGUUCUCAGUUGCGCUUGAUUAAGAGUCUUCUAUAGUAAGACUGGUUAUCAGAACAUUUUCGGUCGUUGAAUUUUGGCCUGGCUCUGUUAUUUCGGCUGGCCCUAAGAAUGCCGUAGAAGCAUUAAAGCGUUCCACCUAUUCCUAUCGUAGUUGUCUAGUUCGGAAACCCCCUGGUGGUAAGCCGCUGUAGAUAUCUGACUGAAUGUGGUGUUUACUCUUGUCGGAGAUUGCGAACGAUUAAUCAUGUUUUUCGGCCUCUGUCAGUUUAAUUUUCUUAAGAGUCCCUUGUAUUGACGACUGUAGGGCAACCUCGCCGCAAGCACUUUGCUUAUAACUCCCUGUCCACCAAUUUAUUUCCUGCUCUUACAUGCUCUAUACAAGCCCUUUCUAACUACACAAUGCUUCCCGCCGGUGAUUAUUUAUCCGUGAUCCGACAAGUUGACCAGUCUCAUUUUUUUUAAAGUACUCGUCCAUAUUCUCUGUUCAGGGGCAAUUUAUAUGUUCUUGGGAACGACAUUAAGCUGGCAGAUUAUUAUCAUUAAACUUUUCUCGAUGCUUUCUCGUUGUUAUCUGCUGAGUUUAAUGCAGAUUUUUUCACUAGUCAUUCAUUUUGCCUUUCACAAAAUUUUCAGUGUGGGCGUAAUGUCCUUCACUGGAGUGCCUCUGGUGGACAUCUGGAGCUUGUGAAGUACCUCAUCGAGGCCGGAACGAAGGGUGACGAAGCUGAUGAGGUACCUUCGCCUACUUCCGUUUGCAAGUAGAGUGGUUGGCGUCUUGCCUGCCCAGUGACUCAGAACUCAUGCUUCACGUCCUUAAAGCGGAUUUUUUGACCGUCAUAUCUCCCAUUUAUUGAGAUUUUUCGUUUUGCCCUCAGUGCUGCUAUUUUCUCAGUCAGGCUGGACGCCCCUGAUGAUUGCUGUGUCUGCUGGUCGAGACGACGUCGCGGAGUACCUCCUUAAAUUUUGUUCUGCAGAUCCAAAUGCCAUAAACUCCACUGGCCAGUCGCCCUUGCAUUACGCGGCAUCAAAGAAUCGUCUAAACGUUAGUACUGUUGUCUGAGUGUGGUUUAUAGCUUAUCUUCCACUUAUCUAUGAUUACCGUUCCUUCUACUUCACAUACUUUUCACUUCUUUCGGUUCACUUCCCCAGUUGCUCGGAUUUCCUUCACCUUAUAGAAGUAUAGUAAGUAAAAUUGGCUACUUUUGAUGCCUUUUGUUCUUACCGACCUUAGUUAGCAAAGCAACUCUUGGCAGCUGGUGCUCAAGUGGAUCUGAGAGACUGGGGCGGUAACACGCCGUUGCACCGUGCCGUUUCCCAAGGCCACACGGAUAUGGUGAAAUUGCUGCUUUUUGGUGACGCGUCACAUUCCGACCUACAAACAUCAAGUGGCGUCGUGAAAUCUCCCAAAGCCUCUCCGAAUAUCCCAAAUACGGCCGGCCAGACUCCUUUGUAAGACGCUAUUGCCCCUUCUUUCUUGCCUGCCCUAGCUAGCGUGUAUCUUUUGUCGUUGGUUAAUAUGGUAUCCCAACUUCUCUUCAGACAUUUCGCUUGUGAGGAUGGGAACGCCUCUGUUGUACGCCUAUUACUACAGGUUGGCGGAGACCUGUCGGCUAAAGACAAGGUGAGAAGUACUCUCGAAUUACACAUUCAAGUUCUUUUUCUACCGUUGGUUAUGUUUCAGAAAGCCAGAAGCAAAAUUUUGUCCUCUUUUCGUUGCAUUAAAGUUCAUCUACUUAACUGCCAAUAGGUUGUUUUAAUCACGGAAACAAAUUUAUCCCUGGCAUCUUUGUUUACGAGAACUCUACUUGCCUCGAAAUAUAUGUUCACUUUUCCCACUGAUAUCUGCUUGCUUCAGGAUGGGAAAACUCCAAUUGAACUGGCACCCGAUCAUCUUCGCGUUUCAAUCCCCAAUGAGCUUGGUCUUGUUCGCUAA
Spirometra erinaceieuropaei is the source of this 2170-nucleotide messenger RNA. NCBI's taxonomy places the organism in Eukaryota, Metazoa, Platyhelminthes, Cestoda, Diphyllobothriidea, Diphyllobothriidae. The record is from the annotation of a GenBank genome assembly.